Messenger RNA from Aegilops tauschii subsp. strangulata, 1992 nucleotides. Its product is annotated as tobamovirus multiplication protein 1. Lineage: Eukaryota; Viridiplantae; Streptophyta; Magnoliopsida; Poales; Poaceae. The record is from RefSeq and is a predicted model, not a curated record.
GCUUUCCAAUCCAACAGGUGCUGCCUCCUCCAGUCAAUUCCACCUCCUCCUCCACCCCCGCCUCCGGUCGAGCUCCCCUCCCCUCCCCUCCUCCGCCCCAAUCCUCGCCCGAACCCUAGCCCCGGGCCUCCCGCCAGCCGCGGGAUGCGCCGCCCGCCAUCCCCAGCUGCCCGCUGAUCCUCCGGUCGCCGCAGCAAGCUCCUCGCCCACCGGCAUGAGCCGCUACUACGCGCCCUUUCGCGGCGCUGCCAGCGGGGACGGCGGAGGCUGCCUGCCGCUUCCUAUCAUCGCCGCUGAGGCCGCGCUAGCUGUUGUCGACGCCGCCAUUGCUGCCACCGCCUUCGUGCAGUUAGCGAGAAUUCACAGGCACAAUCAGCAACAUGGAUGGACUCGGCAAAAGUGUGCAGGUCUCCGUAUAGUUGCUUUAGACUGCCAGAAUGACGGUAUAUUUUGGAGCCCCUAUUUAUUUUGGAAGCAACAAAGACGAAGGCUCCUUGCAUGUGACAACUGACAAGUCCAAUUGCAAAUCAAUAGUUAGGCUAUUGGGGUUUCAUGCCAGAUCUUAGAAUGGCGAUUUAAGUAGAUAAUCUAGUGUUUUGACUUUUGUCUCCCUUCGAGCUAUGAGCUCAACUGCCAGAUUUAAUGGUAUAUUAUAUCUCUUGCAGAUAUUCCAUUUUAUGAUUGGCCUAUGCAACAUAGUAUUCCUUGCGUAUUUCGUAUCUACCGUCAUCGCUACUUGUGAGAAAUGGGUUUGUUGGGUACAUGGAUGCGGAUUUGUUUUGAUGGCUAGUCCGCAGAUAUUGCUUCUUGCCUCGUUUCUACUACUGUUGUCAUUCUGGGUUGACCUGUGUCAUCAGACAAAUGAUGAAGAUGAAGAUGAUGUAAGGAGUCACCAAGAAGCUUUACUAGACAGAACAAAAACCAAACCUGGCACCCGCCCUACUGAUGCCCGUCGGAAGUGUUUCCCAGGAAUACAGCUUGGAAGCCGGCAAAAAUUCGUGAUUUUGGUUCUUGUACUGUCAUUUAUUGUUAUGCUCGCCUUUGCCAUCCUCAUCUGGGUUGGUAGGGGAGAAAAUCCUAUUGAUUCAUCACUCCUGAAAAAGGUUUAUUUGGAUGUGUUUUCAGUAGUUGUUCUAGUACUUGGCGCUGCUUUGGCAUGUUAUGGUGCAUUAUUGUUCUCGAAGAUGAGCAAAGUUCGUUCUGAAACCGUGUCAACUGAGAAGUGGAAGGUUGCCAGUUUAGCUGCUGUCUCACUUAUCUGUUUCUCGUCUUCUGCUAUACUAGCACUUGUUACUAAUAUUCCAGUGCUUUUGUAUUGGUACUCGACUGAGGCGGAGAUCAUAAAAAAUGCUGUUAUAUUAUUUUUAUAUUAUUUAAUAGGCUCAUCGGUGCCAUCAGGAUUUGUUUUAUGGGUCAUGAGAGAUAUGCCUCAACGACCAACAGUGGAAAGGCCCACCCAAUCGAGAGUGGUUACCUUGUUCAGGGACAGACCAUCCCCUACACAGGAUCCACAGUGGAGAGCUGCUGUUACAUCCUCUAACAAGGCCCUCAAGUCAAGCCCAAUUUAACCUGAAGAGGAAAACAAGUAAGGUAAUGCUGAGACUUUUCCUGCAUACUUGAUGCGCUGGGACUUUUACCAACACAUCAGUGACAUACUGGCAUCUACUACCAUUCUGACGACUGGCCGGUACAAGAUGGGGUCUGUAAUUCCUACUCCAAGGUAGCUUUAGUUUGGAAACAAUGGAAUUUUACCUGUGGAUGUAGCAAGGUUCCCGCCCAAGCAUUGCCAUUAGAGCUUUGGUCGGGCAAGGCCUGGAUCAGUAACAAAUGUAAAUAGGCAUAGAAAUGACCGCGCUCUUCAUGGUUUGGCGGUCAGGCUGUUAUGUCUUCCCAAAAUUUUCUGUUUAAUGAUGUGUUGUUGGUUCGGUUAGCUGGUGAGUUCUGUCCUGGAAACUGAAAUCGAGCAUCAAAAGGGAUUUUUUUUUCCUGCUA